GAAACCAGUUGUAUAAUUGGUGGGUUCUGUCGGGACUCAAAAGCGCCCCUUCAACGCCACUUCUCUCUUCUCUGGUUCCCCCGCCUCCGCCCUAUAACCUCACCGAUGUACGGAGGCUCCUCCAAGCUCGGCCGUGGCGGCGGCGGCGGCGCCGGCCGUGGAGCCGGAGCCAAGCGCCUUAGCUCGUCCUUUCCUAUGAUGCCACCCCACCGUCCCUCUGCCCCCGGCGGCGCCAGCCGCCUCCCCCUUGGCGGCUCCGGCUCAUCCGCCAAUCCUCGAAGCCGCGUGUCGGGACUGAAGGCUCCGGCGGCGGCGCCGGGCACGGAAGAGACGUUCAGCUUGGUGUCAGGCAAUAAUCCGCUAGCCUUUGCAAUGAUCAUCAGGCUGGCGCCGGAUUUGGUCGACGAAAUCAGACGCCUCGAAGCCCAGGGUCGGACCACCCGUAUCAAAUUCGAUUCCAAUAAUUCCAAUGGAAAUGUUAUUGAUGUUGGUGGCAAGGAGUUCAGAUUCAGAUGGUCGCAAGAGAAUGGUGAUCUAUCAGAUAUAUACGAAGAAGGUCAAAGCGGUGAAGAUGGUAAUGGUUUGCUUGUCGAAUCCGGUAGUGCAUGGCGCAAGCUAAAUAUGCAGCGUAUCUUGGAUGAGUCUACCACAAGCCGUGUUAAAAAGCUUUCAGAGGAAGCCGAGCGCAAGAAAGAAUUGCGCCAAGCCAUUGUGUUAGAGCCCGGGAAUCCAUCUAUGAAGAGUCAAAUAAAGCAGUUAGCUGCUGUUGAGACUAAUCCAUGGAAGCAUUUCAAACAGAAGAAAGAGCCACCACCUAAGAAAAGGAAAAUCGAACCACCUCAAGUAGGAGGUCACCCUAAAUCUGCAUAUAAAUCUGGAAUAUCAUCAACAACUACUGUCAAGAGCAGACACGCAUCAUCUCCAGUUCCAUCUCCACCUGAGCAAUCCAGACCUUCAACAUCUCCAUUAAGAAAUGUAAAUAUUUCCAAGAGUCAUGGAAGUGUAGACGAUGUCAUAAAUCAAGUGAUCGGUAAAGACAAAGCUGCUGCUAGCUCCGACAAAGAAAUCCCAGCCAAGGCUACUACUCUAGUACGUGAAGCAACAGGACGUAAGAGCAAUAUUGGAGCUAAACCAACGGAUUUGCAGAGUAUCUUGAUUAAUCUGCUUAGGGAAAAUCCGAAGGGGAUGAGCAUGAAGACUUUGGAAAAAGCCGUUGGAGAUUCAAUUCCCAACUCUGGAAAGCAAAUUGAGGCCAUAAUGAAGAAAAUUGCAACUUUCCAAGCGCCAGGAAAAUAUCUCUUGAAACCUGGACUGGACACAGAAAGCUUCACGAAACGCUCAUCUGAAAGCGAAAGUUCUCCAGAAGAGAAUCUUCAUCAGACAGCCGCUGCAGAAGACAAUCGUGAUCAGAUAAACGCUCCGGAACUGGAUCUUAAAGAGAGAGCCCCUUCUAAUGAAUUUGAGGAACAGGGACAGUUGAACUCUAACCAUGGAGAAGAGCCCAGUGCAUUGGAAAAAAUUGAUAUCCAACAACAUUCACCUGAUCUGUUUGGUGAAAAAAAGGUCUCUGACAAUAGUGAAGGGCAUGCUGGGAGUUCUAGCGAUAGCGGAAGUGACAGUGAUAGUGAAAGUGACAGCAGCGAUAGUGAUAGUGGUAGUGGAAGCCCUAGUAGAAGCAGAAGUAGAAGUAGAAGCCCGGUGAGUGGGAGUAGUAGUGAUAGUGACAGUGAUGCAUCUUCCAACAGCAAGGAGGGUUCAGAUGUGGAUGUGGAUAUUAUGACAAGUGAUGAUGACAAGGAACCCAAGCAUAAGUUGCAAUCUAAACCAGCAUUCUCAAGAUCACCUGUUCAAUGGGGAAGUCCUGAUGGCAAGCCUGUGCAGGGUGGCAAUGAGGAGAAGCAGGAUGAUCAUGAAUUGGAUCUUGUUGAGAUUGAGAAUGAUGUUCCUGAUGGUAAUAAACGGGAAACUGAAAUUGGUACUUCUGCUCACAAAGAUUUUGAGAAACCUAUGGAAAAGACCAGUACUUUUUCACCUGAUCGAGAUAAGCUCCAAGAGCGCCAAAAUUUUAUAGGAAGUUUGUUUGAUGAAGGGGACGAUGCUGUUAGAGUUGGCUCCAGGUAUGAACACUCUAAUAGCUCUGAGAAGAUAUCUAAAGGAAAAUACAAAAGGGGCAUGGAGGUAAAACGUUCAGAUGAUAAAUCUGAGUAUGCAAAAAGGUCCAAAACAGAUGCCUCAAGCCAGGCUCCUGUUUCUGGAGGCAGGGAUGUCCAGUUCCAGGAAAGUUCUCAUAGAUUGCCUUCUAACAGACUCAUUGAAGAUCCCAAUAGGGACCCCAUCAUUCAAGCUAUAAAUGGAGUUGAUAGGGAUGGUGACGGUGAGCUCACCAUACAGAAAGGAAAUAACCAAUUGUUUUCUGGAAAAUCUAGUGCAGAUGUUCAACACUCAGGUACAAGGUUAUUUGAACAAAGUGCUCCUUCGAAGAUUCCUGAUACAUCAGAGAGAAUGCAUAGUUAUGCUGAAAGCUUGGGACAUGGCCGUAAAUAUUCUGAAAAGAGCUCUCAUGUGCAUGAAGGUUUACCUUCGCAAAAGGCUAAAUUUCUUACAGAUGCCAAAUAUGAGGGUGGUUAUGCUAAUGAGAAAAGGGUUCCAAAAAAUCCCAGGGAAGGUGGUGUGAGGGGCAAACAGUCAGUUCCCUUUGAUUCACACUACAAGAAACAUGGUGAAGUAGUUGGAAAGUUCAAGAAUGCUGGACAGGUUUCCGGCUCCUUCCUCAGUACUUCACCAAAGGAUCACAGUAGAGCUGGUGUAGAUAAAUCCCCUGCUCUUAAUGGGAGAGGCAAUAGACUCCAAAGAGAGUAUUCAGACUUGGAGUUGGGUGAACUUCGUGAGCCCCUUCCAGAGGAAGCACCUGUUAAAAAGCAAUUUGAAAGAAAAAGUUCAUUUAAACAAUCGGAGAACAAACCGGACAGUUCAGAUAACUGGAAUUUGGAUAUGAUUAAAGGGAAGCCUGCUGAAAAGGCAACUUUAGAUUUGGGAAAGUCGUCUUCACCUGACCCAAACACCAAGGGUCCCAGCAAUUUGGAAGGCUCAAAUAAAAAGAGGAAACAAGAAGACUGUGUUGAAGAUUUAACAUGGUCUCAACAUAAGGUUAUGCAAUCUCAAUCACAUUCGAGACUAGAUAAUGUUGAGUUUGGGUUUCAGUCCAGCAAUUUGGCAGAGACAAAUGGUGCUCGUCAAAAUGAAGGUGGAGUCAGACUGGGGAGUGCUCCUGAAGGCUAUGGAGAAAGCAACAAGAAAGCACCCGCCCCUCAGCUACAUGAUACCAGACGAGAACCAGUUUCCCACUCCAUGAAGACGAAAGAAAGAAAAAGAUUCACGACUAGUACAGUGGCGGAGUUACCUGAUGGCCGCACUGAGUCACUUUUGGCAGAAGGCAACAACAGUGAGCGAAAGAGAAGGGAUUCCUCCUCUGACGAAAAUAGUUGCUCCUAUUCUAAGUAUGAAAAGGAUGAGCCAGAUAUCAAGGGCCCAAUAAAGGAUCUUUCUCAGUACAAAGAAUACGUGCAGGAGUAUCACGAUAAGUAUGAUUCAUACUGCUCCCUCAACAAGAUCCUAGAGAGUUACAGGAAGGAGUUUCAGAAACUGGGAAAGGACCUUGAGCAUGCUAAAGGCAGAGAUAUGGAGAGAUAUAAUAACGUCUUGGAGCAGCUGAAGGAAUCCUAUCGUCAAUGUGGAACGAGACACAAGAGGCUGAAGAAAAUAUUUGUGGUGCUUCAUGAAGAAUUGAAGCACCUUAAGCAAAGGAUUAAAGAUUUCGCACUUUCUUAUUCAAGAGAUUGAAGAGAUAAUCUAAUCUCAUGUAAGGUUGGUUCCAACCUUGGUAAGCAUGGAUUUGCACAUCGUUCAGCCCCAGAGAUGGUAUACCCAUAAAUAUGUAUAUUCAAAUUUCUUCCUUUGUAUAUUUAUAUUGUACAUUCAGGU
Messenger RNA from Morus notabilis, 3981 nucleotides. RefSeq names its product dentin sialophosphoprotein. Lineage: Eukaryota; Viridiplantae; Streptophyta; Magnoliopsida; Rosales; Moraceae. Bases 106 to 3840 code for a protein of 1244 amino acids. The record is from RefSeq and is a predicted model, not a curated record. The transcript is spliced from 12 exons.